AAUUCAUUAUUAUAGUAAAAAGCUUUUCCAAUAAAUUUUUGCAUAAAUAUUAAGUAUUUUUAUGCACAUUCUGUGUUUCUGCAAAUGUUUGAAGACUAAGAAAUUUUUGCACAUUUUAUCGAGAAUUAACAAUCUAAAUAUUAAAGAUAUUUAUAACUUCGUGAUCAACAGCUAAGAUUUUGCGUUUUGAGGCAAGUUCUACAUGCGCUCUUGGCUCAUAGCCUAUCUUUUAAAGUUAUUUUUAACCAGCUGCACUGUUCGAGACCAAGUUUUAAGUAGUAGGAGGAUUUCAUGCGGCUCGUUCUUUUGUAUUUCCCGUUAACUGUACCUUAAUUUCUCGUGUGUUGUAAUCGAUGGAUUUCGUAAAUUGUUCGGCAAAACACUCCUCAAAAGGUUGUUGCGGUCGUAAGGCUGAGACAAACAGUGAUCUUGGAAGCUGUGAUCAUAUCUAUGCAAAUUUGGUCGAAUGCAAAACCAAAGGUAUAAAUACUGAAGAUUUCGUUUAUAUCGAACCGAUGACAGUAACAUCUAUGAACAAAUGUAAUGAAGAUUUCAGAAAAAGGCAUACUUUUUGGUCAAAUUCGAAUGUCUUUGCAUGUCAAACUUCCCCCGUUUUCGUUCGUAACAAAAUGGACAGGGAAGUGAAAGAAGACCCGAGAGAAUCGACGCAUUCUUUGUACAGAUUACCGCAUGAUACAGAUUUCCAAUGUCCCAGAUGUGGACAAAGAAUGGAGGAACCUAGACUCCUUCCUUGCUUGCAUCCUAUUUGUUUUUCUUGCGUUUACGAAUUAAUGAGCAAACCUCCGAAUAUUUCUUCGAAGAACGAAAUACGAGACAAUAAUCGAAAUUACGCGCAAUCCGAUAUUUACGAAACGUGUCCGUUAUGCGACUCGUAUUUGCCGAAUGCUAAUUCUGCCACACCGCCGCCGCACUAUCCUUUACAACAUCGUUCAGUCAUGGACACUAUGCGACGUAAACUGGUCAAUAGAGUACUUUGUGAUACCUGCAUAGGCGAAGUUCCGGCACUCAUACAAUGUUCAACGUGUUUGUGCAAUUUCUGCUCAGAAUGCAGUAGACAACAUGAACGACAAAAUAUUACAGAAGCGAGAACAAUUAAACAUUUAAUGAGACCAUUAUGGGAGGCUACUAAAGUACGACGGACGAUUUUAUGCCAAAUACACCCGAUGCACGCUUUAAGAUUUUACUGCAUUGCGUGUCAACAGGUAACGUGCAAAGAAUGCAUGUGGAGUAUGCAGCACAGAGGUCACGCUAGUGAAGAUGCUGUUGGAGUGGGAAGAAGAGUUAGUGCAUAUUUAGUAAUGAUGUUGCAGAAAGCAAGAGUACAUCUAAAUAAUUUAUUGAUUCAUUACAAUCAUGAUGUAUUUUCAACUAACGAUCUCGAAGAAGUACACAAUAUAGCCAAGAUUUGCAGGUAUGUCUACAACUAUAACAUUACAUUAUAAAACUGGAAAUUGUAUAAAUUAUAUUGCACAAAUAAGAAUUCAUAUCAAACUCAAUGCAUUGUUUAAAAAUUUUAAUUUUAAUUUGUAAUAAAAAUGCAUUUUGAUGUA
Monomorium pharaonis (pharaoh ant) is the source of this 1571-nucleotide messenger RNA. RefSeq names its product tripartite motif-containing protein 45. The record is from RefSeq and is a predicted model, not a curated record. NCBI's taxonomy places the organism in Eukaryota, Metazoa, Arthropoda, Insecta, Hymenoptera, Formicidae. Gene Ontology annotation, molecular function: zinc ion binding. Bases 354 to 1463 code for a protein of 369 amino acids. The transcript has 6 exons.